Messenger RNA from Nycticebus coucang (slow loris), 1325 nucleotides. RefSeq names its product Cbp/p300 interacting transactivator with Glu/Asp rich carboxy-terminal domain 4 (gene CITED4). Gene Ontology annotation, biological process: regulation of DNA-templated transcription. The record is from RefSeq and is a predicted model, not a curated record. Gene Ontology annotation, cellular component: nucleus. NCBI's taxonomy places the organism in Eukaryota, Metazoa, Chordata, Mammalia, Primates, Lorisidae. The transcript has a single exon. Bases 224 to 769 code for a protein of 181 amino acids.
GGAGGUUUUGGAGCUUUAGAUUGUUGGUGUGCCGGGGUCUCUUCGCGGAGCUCGGGACGUCCUGGGCUUGGCGGAAGCACGAGCCGGAUUUGGUUUUCUUUUGCCCAGCUCAGCUGCAGCGACGGCACGGUGCCCAGGUUUCCCGCCGCAGAGGAGCAGCUGGCCCAGGGUAGCCCGCGCUGACCAUCCGCCUGCUGCCCCCUUUGGCAGUCCGCCCGCCGCCAUGGCCGACCACCUGAUGCUCGCCGAGGGCUACCGCCUGGUGCAGAGGCCGCCUCCCACCGCGCCCGCCCACGGCCCUCAUGCGCUCCGGACUCUGCAGCCGUACGCGAGCUCGGGUCUGGACAGCGGGCUGCGACCGCGGGGGGCACCUCUGGGUCCGCCGCCGCCACCCGGGGCCCAGGCAUAUGGGGCCUUUGGGCCGCCGUCCUCCUUCCAGCCCUUUCCGGCGGUAACGCCGCCGGCCGCAGGCAGCGCGCACCUGCAGCCGGUGGCGACGAUGUACCCGGGCCGUGCGACCGGGCCUCCGGGACCCCUAGAAGGCCCCCCGGCCCUGCAGCCGUCGCCCGCCGCCGCCGCCCCGCCGCCAGCGCAAACCCUGGGCAGCAUGGACGCCGAACUCAUCGACGAGGAGGCGCUGACGUCGCUGGAGCUCGAGCUCGGGCUGCACCGCGUGCGCGAGCUGCCCGAGCUCUUCCUGGGCCAGAGCGAGUUCGACUGCUUCUCAGACUUGGGGUCAGCGCCGCCCGCCGGCUCGGUGAGCUGCUGAGCGCGGUAUGGGCCCGCUUGGCGCGCCCGAGGGGAGAAAGGGUAUCUGACUGCCUGCUGGACUCCGCACCCGCACCCCGCGAAGGAGCCCGGCAUCCACCCUCCGUGAGGUUGGAGACAGCGGGCUUGAACGCGGAGCCGGGCACCGACCUCCCUGGGACCCUGGUGUCCCUCCAGGCCCUGCCUCCUGCUGGAUGACAGUUUGGCUUCACUUCUGUGACCUGAGCCUUUGCGGUAAAGUGGAGGAGACUGGCCCAGCCUUCGGACUCCGGGUUCUUGGAUUCUGUGUUCUCUCUCUCCCCCCAACUCCCCCUCCGCCCCCCUCCACUCAAUCUGAGCCAUUGCAGGCCGCUGCCUGAUUUCCCCCUCUCUCCUCAUGCCUCUACCGGGACUGGGUACCCAGAGGCCCCAUCUACUGAGCCCCCGCUGCCUGCGCCCUGGCCUCCCACCUCAGGGAGGGGAAGACUACAUACAGCCCUACCCCGUGGAGCAGUGCCCCAUCUGGCCUCCAGAUCCAAAAUAAAACUGGGUCACUUUACAGUUUUGCCGUUUUCAUU